AUGAAGAUAUUAAUGAGAGCGGACACUCAUUAUAGCAUUGUCGUUAGGGACAGUGAAUAUGAAAAACCGAAAUAUACUUUCUCUCAGGUACUGGCUGCAGUUGCCGUCUCUAUGGGGUCCAUGAUAGUAGGAUUUUCCUCAGCUUAUACGUCGCCAGCACUGGUUACAAUGGAAAACAGCACUUCUAUAUCAAUAACGGAAGAACAGGCGAGCUGGGUUGGAGGCUUGAUGCCUCUAGCAGCGCUGGCGGGAGGAGUAAUAGGUGGACCCCUCGUGGAUUAUAUUGGACGGCGCAAAACUAUUUUGUUCACCGCGGUGCCCUUUUUCGUCGGAUGGAUCUUGAUAGCGACUGCGAAGAUUGUGGACCUUGUACUAGCGGGGCGCGCGAUAUGUGGAUUAUGUGUCGGUGUUGGCUCUUUGGCCUUCCCGGUGUACCUCGGUGAGACUAUUCAACCGGAGGUGCGCGGCACCCUAGGCCUAUUCCCCACCGCUAUCGGAAACAUCGGAAUACUGAUAUGUUACGUCGCUGGGAAGUACCUUGACUGGUCACAGCUCGCUUAUUUGGGCUCGUCCCUGCCCAUUCCCUUCCUAAUCCUUAUGUUCAUGAUCCCCGAAACACCCAGAUGGUACAUAUCGCGCGGCCGGACCGAGGAAGCGCGCAAAGCGUUGCAGUGGCUUCGCGGCUCCCACACGAAAAUCGAUAACGAAAUCCGUGAUAUCGCCCUAUCAGACGCCGAAAUGGGCAAAGACUCUUCCAUUACUGAGAUAUUCAGCCUGAAAUAUAUGAAGUCCAUAUUCAUCUGCUUAGGCCUUAUGGCGUUUCAACAGCUGUCUGCUCCACAUAGCAACUGCAUUCCACUUUUUAAGAGUAAACAUUUUAUCAGACUUUUGGCAAUCACUAUCACCGCGAUCAAGGGCUUCACCAUCUUCUCC
Molecule: messenger RNA, 933 nt
Organism: Iphiclides podalirius (scarce swallowtail)
Lineage: Eukaryota; Metazoa; Arthropoda; Insecta; Lepidoptera; Papilionidae
Source: the annotation of a GenBank genome assembly